This is a messenger RNA of Hymenoscyphus albidus, 870 nucleotides long. Lineage: Eukaryota; Fungi; Ascomycota; Leotiomycetes; Helotiales; Helotiaceae. The record is from the annotation of a GenBank genome assembly.
AUGCCAUCAAUCGCCAUAGUCGCAAGUUACAGCUACCCUGACUCGUUUCCCGAAAACAAACCUGGACUAGACUCAGUCUUGCUAGCUUGCUCGAUCUACGCCAGCUGGGAACCUGUAACACUCUAUCUAGACAUAGGCAGGAGAAGCUUUGAUUCUCCAGACUUUCCAAGCUUGGUAUCUUACAACCAUACCGCCACGAGGCCAUUUGACCCCGGGGAUUUCAAACUACAAAACAUGUUUAAGCCCCCUUCUGCCGGAAGCAAAUCAAUACUCAUAGAUGUUGACUGGGCCAAUCUUAUGCUACCUCCGAACGAAACCAUUGAAGUACUUCGUCAGGCUUUCAAUGACAAUCUCCCCCUCGGAGGUGAUCAAGUCAACAUUUCCAUAACUGCAUUUUCUUUACUGCUUGUCGAUGCUUUGGCUCGUAUUGGCAUGAGUACCACCAUGACACUGGGUUCAUCUGAAGAGCGUCCCCAUAACUUGGAGGAUUGGUCUCUAGGUUUUGACGAAGUAGCACCAUUUAGCAGCAUUGACCUCCAGAAAAGCACAGAGAUAGUCAUAGAGCUUUCUCGAUUUGGAUACAGCUAUUCCAUGAGGGGAACGACACGAUACAUUUCAAUUGGGAUUCUUCUCGCCUAUGUCACAAUCACGUUGAUCCACAUCGUCUUGAUACUCUGGUUCCGUUGGAGUUGUACAGAUUUGGGUUCUCUUUAUGAUCUUGUCAACUUGGCUUUUAUUUCGUCAAGGAGUCUGCCGGAUGAGGUGGUAUCCUUUGGGUUGGCAGAACUGAAGAAGCAAAACGUGAAUGUCAGAGCAGAGGAACAAGCGCAUUCGAAGUUGAGAAUGGCAAUUGACGGUUUUUCGGGGUGA